Molecule: messenger RNA, 774 nt
Organism: Symbiodinium natans
Lineage: Eukaryota; Dinophyceae; Suessiales; Symbiodiniaceae
Source: the annotation of a GenBank genome assembly
AUGGCAUCCAAAUUCGGCUUGCUGCUGGCUUUGAGAGCGGCUUCAGCACAGGUGGCUCAGGACGAAAGCGUCUUUGUGUACUUCGGUUCCGGGUGUUUCUGGCAUGUCCAGCACGAGUUCAUCAAGGCGGAAGAGCAAAUCCUGGGCCGCAAUGCCUCAUCUUAUACAUCCUUGACAGGCUAUGCGGGUGGGAACAGCGUCAAUGCAAUGGGCAACGCCUGCUACAAUGACUAUGCCCGUUUGGGGCACACGGAGGUGGUCGGCCUCACCAUACCUUUGAGCAAGUUGCCCGAUUUCGGAGCAGUGUUCUGGUCCCUGUUCGUCGGGACGGACCGUGUGGAUGUCAUGGACAUAGGUCCCGACUAUCGUGCUGCUGUUGGGGUUCCGGGGGGCUUUGGCUCCCCUCUGCUCCAGACAGUGAAUGCAAGCCAGGCCAGUCGGGCUGCACGAGAUGGUUGGUUUUUUGAGCUGAAGGCAGGCAACGGCAACGACCCUGACACUCUGGGCAAGGCCCUCGUGUGGGUCUACGAUACUGCGCAGUAUCCAUUCUUCCAGGCAGAGCUGUACCAUCAGUUCCACGAUGACUUCAUGCCUGGAGGAAACUAUCCGCAAGAAUACAACGAUCUCUACCACGAUCUUCUUGCCGAUGGCCGCAUGACCUCGACGGGCUGCCCGAGAGAUCAGGCGCCGGACUCUUUAGAGGCUGUGGGAUCAUCAACCGCUCAUCCCGUGGUGCUGUCUAUUGUCGUUGCCCUCGCCUGGACAGUGGCGUAG